AUGGAGGCAGAGGGCAGCAGCGUGCCGGCCCGGGCGGGCAGCGGCGAGGGCAGCGACGGCGCCGGCGGGGCCGCGCUCAAAGCCCCCAAGCACCUCUGGAGGCACGAGCAGCACCACCAGUACCCGCUCCGGCAGCCCCAGUUCCGUCUCCUGCACCCCCAUCACCACCUGCCCCCGCCGCCGCCGCCCUCGCCCCAGCCCCAGUGCCCCCUGCAGCCGCCGCCGCCCCCCCUGCCGCCGCCCCCGCCGCCGCCGCCCGGGGCGGCUCGCGGCCGCUACGCCUCGAGCGGGGCCACCGGCCGCGUCCGGCACCGCGGCUACUCGGACACCGAGCGCUACCUGUACUGCCGCGCCAUGGACCGCACCUCCUACGCCGUGGAGACCGGCCACCGGCCCGGCCUGAAGAAAUCCAGGAUGUCCUGGCCCUCGUCGUUCCAGGGACUCAGGCGUUUCGAUGUGGACAAUGGCACAUCUUCAGGACGGAGUCCCUUGGAUCCCAUGACCAGCCCGGGAUCUGGGCUGAUUCUCCAAGCAAAUUUCGUCCACAGCCAGCGUCGGGAGUCCUUCCUAUAUCGCUCCGACAGCGAUUAUGACCUCUCACCAAAGUCUAUGUCCCGAAACUCCUCCAUUGCCAGUGACAUACAUGGAGAUGACCUGAUUGUGACUCCCUUUGCACAGGUCUUGGCCAGCCUGAGAACUGUUCGAAACAACUUUGCUGCUUUGACUAAUUUGCAAGACCGAGCACCUAGCAAAAGAUCACCCAUGUGCAACCAACCAUCCAUCAACAAAGCCACCCUAACAGAGGAGGCCUACCAGAAACUGGCCAGCGAGACCCUGGAGGAGCUGGACUGGUGUCUGGACCAGCUAGAGACCCUGCAGACCAGGCACUCCGUCAGUGAGAUGGCCUCCAAUAAGUUUAAAAGGAUGCUUAAUCGAGAGCUCACCCAUCUCUCUGAAAUGAGUCGGUCUGGAAAUCAAGUGUCAGAGUAUAUAUCAAAUACAUUCUUAGAUAAGCAACAUGAAGUGGAAAUUCCUUCUCCGACUCAGAAGGAAAAGGAGAAAAAGAAAAGGCCAAUGUCUCAGAUCAGUGGGGUCAAGAAGUUGAUGCACAGCUCCAGUUUGACCAAUUCAAGCAUCCCAAGGUUUGGGGUCAAAACUGAACAAGAAGACGUCCUUGCCAAGGAACUAGAAGAUGUGAACAAAUGGGGUCUUCAUGUUUUCAGAAUAGCAGAGUUGUCUGGGAACCGACCUUUGACUGUUAUCAUGCACACCAUUUUUCAGGAACGGGAUUUAUUAAAAACAUUUAAAAUUCCAGUAGACACUUUAAUUACAUACCUAAUGACCCUAGAAGAUCAUUACCAUGCUGAUGUGGCCUACCACAAUAAUAUUCACGCUGCAGAUGUUGUCCAGUCAACGCAUGUGCUGUUGUCCACACCUGCUUUAGAGGCUGUGUUUACAGAUUUGGAGAUUCUUGCAGCAAUUUUUGCCAGUGCAAUCCAUGAUGUUGAUCAUCCUGGUGUGUCCAAUCAGUUUCUGAUCAAUACAAACUCUGAACUUGCCUUGAUGUACAACGAUUCCUCUGUCCUGGAGAACCAUCAUUUGGCUGUGGGCUUUAAGUUGCUUCAGGAAGAAAACUGUGACAUUUUCCAGAAUUUGACCAAAAAGCAAAGACAGUCAUUAAGGAAGAUGGUCAUUGACAUUGUACUUGCCACAGACAUGUCAAAGCACAUGAAUCUACUGGCCGAUUUGAAAACUAUGGUUGAAACUAAGAAAGUGACAAGUUCUGGAGUUCUUCUUCUUGAUAAUUAUUCUGAUAGGAUCCAGGUCCUUCAGAACAUGGUGCACUGUGCUGACCUGAGCAACCCGACCAAGCCUCUCCAGCUGUACCGCCAGUGGACGGACCGCAUCAUGGAGGAGUUCUUCCGCCAAGGGGACCGAGAGAGGGAGCGGGGCAUGGAGAUAAGCCCCAUGUGUGACAAGCACAACGCAUCUGUGGAAAAAUCACAGGUGGGCUUCAUAGACUAUAUCGUUCAUCCUCUCUGGGAGACGUGGGCAGACCUGGUCCAUCCUGACGCCCAGGACAUUUUGGACACUUUGGAGGACAAUCGUGAGUGGUACCAGAGCACAAUUCCUCAGAGCCCUUCCCCGGCACCUGAUGACCAGGAGGAGGGUAGGCAGGGUCAGACGGAGAAGUUCCAGUUUGAACUGACUUUAGAGGAAGAUGGCGAGUCAGACACGGAGAAGGACAGCGGGAGUCAAGUCGAAGAAGACACUAGCUGCAGCGACUCCAAGACGCUGUGCACUCAAGACUCGGAGUCCACCGAAAUCCCCCUGGAUGAGCAGGUCGAAGAGGAGGCGGUGGCGGAGGAGGAGGAGAGCCAGCCUGAGGCCUGUUUCAUCGGGGACCCCUCCCCGGACACGUAA
Molecule: messenger RNA, 2424 nt
Organism: Rangifer tarandus platyrhynchus (Svalbard reindeer)
Lineage: Eukaryota; Metazoa; Chordata; Mammalia; Artiodactyla; Cervidae
Source: the annotation of a GenBank genome assembly